Coregonus sp. 'balchen' is the source of this 19919-nucleotide messenger RNA. The record is from the annotation of a GenBank genome assembly. Lineage: Eukaryota; Metazoa; Chordata; Actinopteri; Salmoniformes; Salmonidae.
AUGGAUAUCAUUAUGGAGAAUACCCCUGAAAUGGAAUGUGUUGACCAGGGCGAGGCGCUUCACUCAGACAGUGCCUAUGGGUCAUCUGCGGUGGACACGGAUACAGAGGACUGCCUGACUCCCCUCGAGAUCACUUUCCCCUAUAACGAGGACCUAAUGCACAAGGUGAUUAGGCUACUUUUUCAUAACUUCACUUAACACUUAGGCUAAUUUAAAAUCACCAAAGAGACUGAACUCACAUAAGAUGAUGUGCUAAAUUGGCCAAUACUAUUGGGGUAGCCUAUCUUUAUAUACAGAAUCUGUACUCUUUGUACUCUUUUAUAAAUAUAUAUUUUAAGUAUUUUAUAUUUAAGUAUGUCUUUCUGUAAUAGUUUGAAAGUAAACUCUUCUGUCUGCGUGAACAAUGCCUUCAUUAUGUGACAUGGGAGGUCCUACAACAGUCCGCAUUAUACUUGAGUGGAUAUUUCAGAUGUAUGUGUAGUGUAGAGGUAAUAAUCUCAAAGUUGGACUGACUAUGUAGGUAAGCAUUUUGGAAUGGUUGCGCAUUGCUAGGACAUCUCAGUGUGUGAUGACUGCUUGUGGAGAACCCAUUCCCUCUGCCAGCUUCCAUGACUUCAUUAAUCUCUCUCACCUGAAUCAGCACUGAUACCUGGCAGGCUUCAGGGGCCCUGGACAGCCAGGCUGACACCUGUGCAUGUCCAAUGGCAAUGGGACAAAAACAAAUAUUUAACUUAGCCCUCCAGGUUAUAUCAUGAAAAUGUAACCUGACCAUUACUUUCUAUAGUGUAAUGUAUGGUUGAACUGCUCCCCUUUUGUUUUUGUGAGCCACAGCAACACGCAUACACCAGCAAGUGCCUACUCAUAUGAUGUAUACUUUGUCAUUAUUAACUGCAUUUUUAUUUGUACUUCAUGUGAGCACACUUGGUAAUUGAAGGGAUAUGUAUCAGGGUUGGGGUCAAUUCCAUUUAAAUUCCAGUCAAUUCAGGAAGUAUAAAUGAAUACAAAUUCCAAUUAUCUUCAAUGCUUUUCAAUGAGGAAAAUGUGGAAUUAGAAUUGGAAUUUGGUUUAUUUUCUGAAAUGACUGGAAUUAAAAUAGAAUUGACCCCAACCCUGAUAUGUAUGCUUCUAGUACUUUCUCUGUUUCUUCCUAUGUGUAAUCUCAUAGCCUUGAUAGAACAUCUUCCUGUUAAAGACCAAUGCUACUUUUUAGGACAUUAGCACUGAUGCCAUCGUUAAGUUAUUCUAGAGAAACUUGCAUUUUUAAAGACUUCUUUUACCUCAGGAAAUAUGUGGGUGUGUGGUGGAAGUAGAAGGGCGGAAAUGGCAUGAAAGAAAGAUGAGGCAUGUUAUUCACUCACAGUUGGAGACCAAAUUCACUUUAACAUCACAUUCUUUUUUUCACAAUACACCCACUUAUACUCAUCAACAUUGUUGGGGUAAAUUACUUUAGUAAGCAACAUCUAAUAUUAACGUCAUACUUUUUCAUAUCACUUUAUUUUUAGGGCAAGUCUUUGAAUUCAUAGCAAGUAUAUAUUAUUUAUCCAUAGGCAUCAAUAGUGAUACUAAUAAUUGGUUCAUUCUGUAACAACUCUAUUCCCCAAAGCACCUAGACAAAUCCAGCCCUCACGUCAACUGACAGAAUACUCCAGUGUAGGAACAGAAAGUGCUUAUGUUAAAUGUUUACAUUUACCCUCUGUGUUACCUUCACAAACAAUGCAGCGUAAUGACUCAGCAGGCAUAUGAGGACAUCCCCAGAGGUCGAUUCUCAUUAACUGAAGGAAAACAACAACCUUUUGCUAUAUUAGACAGAGAGAGAGAGAGAGACGUGCAGGGAGAUGAGAAUUCACCCCCCUUGGCAUUUUUCCUAUUUUGUUGCCUUACAACCUGGAAUUUAAAUGGAUUUUUGGGGGGUUUGUAUCAUUUGAUUUACACAACAUGCCUACCACUUUGAAGAUGCAAAAUAUUUUUGGGGGUGAAACAAACAAGAAAUAAGACAAAAAAACUGAAAACUUGAGCGUGCAUAACUAUUCACCCCCCCAAAGUCAAUACUUUGUAGAGCCACCUUUUGCAGAAAUUACAGCUGCAAGUCUCUUGGGGUAUGUCUCUAUAAGCUUAGCACAUCUAGCCACUGGGAUUUUUGCCCAUUCUUCAAGGCAAAACUGCUCCAGCUCCUUCAAGUUGGAUGGGUUCCGCUGGUGUACAGCAAUCUUUAAGUCAUACCACAGAUUCUCAAUUGGAUUGAGGUCUGGGCUUUGACUAGGCCAUUCCAAGACAUUUAAAUGUUUCCCCUUAAACAUUUACAUUACAUUUACAUUUACAUUUACAUUUACGUCAUUUAGCAGACGCUCUUAUCCAGAGCGACUUACAAAUUGGUGCAUUCACCUUAUAGCCAGUGGGAUAACCACUUUACAAAUUGUAUUUUAAUAUUUUAAUAUAUAUAUAUUUUUUUUUUUGGGGGGGGGGGGGGGGGGGGGGGGGUUAGAAGGAUUACUUUAUCCUAUCCCAGGUGUUCCUUAAAGAGGUGGGGUUUCAAAUGUCUCCGGAAGGUGGUGAGUGACUCCGCUGUCCUGGCGUCGUGAGGGAGUUUGUUCCACCAUUGGGGUGCCAGAGCAGCGAACAGUUUUGACUGGGCUGAGCGGGAACUGUGCUUCAGCAGAGGUAGGGGAGCCAGCAGGCCAGAGGUGGAUGAACGCAAUGCCCUCGUUUGGGUGUAGGGACUGAUCAGAGCCUGAAGGUACGGAGGUGCCGUUCCCCUCACAGCUCCGUAGGCAAGCACCAUGGUCUUGUAGCAGAUGCGAGCUUCAACUGGAAGCCAGUGUAGUGUGCGGAGGAGCGGGGUGACGUGAGAGAACUUGGGAAGGUUGAACACCAGACGGGCUGCGGCAUUCUGGAUGAGUUGUAGGGGUUUAAUCGCACAGGCAGGGAGCCCAGCCAACAGCGAGUUGCAGUAAUCCAGACGGGAGAUGACAAGUGCCUGGAUUAGGACCUGUGCCGCUUCCUGUGUAAGGCAGGGUCGUACUCUCCGAAUGUUGUAGAGCAUGAACCUACAGGAUCGGGUCACCGCCUUGAUGUUAGCGGAGAACGACAGGGUGUUGUCCAGGGUCACGCCAAGGCUCUUCGCACUCUGGGAGGAGGACACAACGGAGUUGUCAACCGUGAUGGCGAGAUCAUGGAACGGGCAGUCCUUCCCCGGGAGGAAGAGCAGCUCCGUCUUGCCAAGGUUCAGCUUGAGGUGGUGAUCCGUCAUCCAUACUGAUAUGUCUGCCAGACAUGCAGAGAUGCGAUUCGCCACCUGGUUAUCAGAAGGGGGAAAGGAGAAGAUUAGUUUUGUGUCGUCUGCGUAGCAAUGAUAGGAGAGGCCAUGUGAGGAUAUGACAGAGCCAAGUGACUUGGUGUAUAGCGAGAAUAGGAGAGGGCCUAGAACUGAGCCCUGGGGGACACCAGUGGUGAGAGCACGUGGUGUGGAGACAGCUUCUCGCCACGCCACUUGGUAGGAGCGACCGGUCAGGUAGGACGCAAUCCAAGAGUGAGCCGCGCCGGAGAUGCCCAGCUCGGAGAGGGUGGAGAGGAGGAUCUGAUGGUUCACAGUAUCAAAGGCAGCAGACAGGUCUAGAAGGACAAGAGCAGAGGAGAGAGAGUUAGCUUUAGCAGUGCGGAGAGCCUCCGUGACACAGAGAAGAGCAGUCUCAGUUGAAUGACCAGUCUUGAAACCUGACUGGUUUGGAUCAAGAAGGUCAUUCUGAGAGAGAUAGCAAGAGAGUUGGCUAAAGACGGCACGCUCAAUAGUUUUGGAGAGAAAAGAAAGAAGGGAUACUGGUCUGUAGUUGUUGACAUCAAAGGGAUCGAGUGUUGGUUUUUUGAGAAGGGGUGCAACUCUCGCUCUCUUGAAGACGGAAGGGACACAGCCAGCGGUCAAGGAUGAGUUGAUCAGCGAGGUGAGGUAAGGGAGAAGGUCACCGGAGAUGGUCUGGAGAAGAGAGGAGGGGAUAGGGUCAAGCGGGCAGGUUGUUGGGCGGCCGGCCAUCACAAGUCGCAAGAUUUUAUCUUGAGAGAGAGGGGAGAAAGAAGUCAAAGCAUAGGGUAGGGCAGUGUGAGCAGGACCAGCAGUGUCAUUUGACUUAACAAACGAGGAUCGGAUGUCAUCAACCUUCUUUUCAAAAUGGUUGACGAAGUCAUCCACAGAGAGGGAGGAGGGGGGGGGGGGGGGGGGGGGGGGGGGAUCCAGCAGGGAGGAGAAGGUGGCAAAGAGCUUCCUAGGGUUAGAGGCAGAUGCUUGGAAUUUAGAGUGGUAGAAAGUGGCCUUAGCAGCAGAAACAGAUGAAGAAAAUGUAGAGAGGAGGGAGUGAAAAGAUGCCAGGUCCGCAGGGAGUCUAGUUUUCCUCCAUUUCCGCUCGGCUGCCCGGAGCCCUGUUCUGUGAGAUCGCAAUGAGUCAAACCACACAAGUGUUGCUUUAGCAGUAUGCUUAGGGUCAUUGUCCUGCUGGAAAGUGAACCUCCGCCCCAGUCUCAAAUCUCUGGAAGACUGAAACAGGUUUCCCUCAAGAAUUUCCCUGUAUUUAGUGCCAUCCAUCAUUCCUUCAAUUCUGACCAGUUUCCCAGUCCCUGCCGAUGAAAAACAUGGUGUUCUCGGGGUGAUGAGAGGUGUUGGGUUUGCGCCAGACAUAGCGUUUUCCUUGAUGGCCAACAAGCUAAAUUUUUGUCUCAUCUGACCAGAGUACCUUCUUCCAUAUGUUUGGGGAGUCUCCCACAUGCCAAACACCAAACGUGUUUGCCUACUUUUUUCUUUAAGCAAUGGCUUUCUUCCUGGCCACUCUUCCGUAAAGCCCAGCUCUGUGGAGUGUACGGCUUAAGGUGGUCCUAUGGACAGAUACUCCAAUCUCCGCUGUGAAGCUUUGCAGCUCCUUCAGGGUUAUCUUUGGUCUCUUUGUUGCCUCUCUGAUUAAUACCCUCCUUGCCUGGUCCGUGAGUUUUGGUGGGCGGCCCUCUCUUGGCAGGUUUGUUGUGGUGCCAUAUUCUUUCAAUUUUUUAAUAAUGUUCAAAGUUUCAGAUAUUUUUUUAUAACCCAACCCUGAUCUGUACUUCUCCACAACUUUGUCCCUGACCUGUUUGGAGAGCUCCUUGGUCUUCAUGGUGCCACUUGCUUGGUGGUGCCCCUUGCUUAGUGGUGUUGCAGACUCUGGGGCCUUUCAGAACAGGUGUAUAUAUACUGAGAUUAUGUGACAGAUCAUGUGACACUUCGAUUGCACACAGGUGGACUUAAUUUAACUACUUAUGUGACUUCUGAAGGUAAUUGGUUGCACCAGAUCUUAUUUAGGGGCUUCAUAGCAAAGGGGGUGAAUACAUAUGCACGCACCACUUUUCCGUUAUUUAUUUUUUUGAAUUUUUUGAAACAAGUUAUUUUUUUCAUUUCACUUCACCAAUUUGGACUAUUUUGUGUAUGUCCAUUACAUGAAAUCCAAAUAAAAAUCCAUUUAAAUUACAGGUUGUAAUGCAACAAAAUAGGAAAAACGCCAAGGGGAAUGACUACUUUUGCAAGGCACUGUAUGUACAAGGAGUACAAGGAGUGGAAUGUUAGCUAAAAAGACUGGUAACCAGGCUAGGGGGUUAUGCCUGAUUAACUAAAACAACUCAGGGGGGAGUUGGUACUCUCUUGCUAUGAGAGCUUGUGUGUUGCUAUGGUAACCACAUUUCUCCCCUGCCCCCUGUGGUAGGCUCCACCCCCACUUCCUCUCAAUUUUCCAAAACUCCCCACCCCGUUGCCCCCCUCAUCAAAGUUAGUCAUGACUCAUGAGGAAUUUACAUACAGACAUUAAAGUUGGAUGAGGAUGAUAAUAAAUAGUAAUGGGGUUGGUUGACAGUGGCUUCUGGUUGGUCAGGCCUCCACACAGGGUACACCCACUGUGUGUGUUUGUGUUCCAUGCGUCAUCAGACGAAGCCGCAAGUCUGCGUCAGACUGUUGUUGGUGUUGUGACCGUGUAUUCAUGAAUGCUAUCCUUUCCUAAGCAUCCCCCCCACAAUUAACCUUUAAUAAAAUUAAAAUUAAACGUGCAAAUACGAAGAAAUGUUAUAGCACAUGUUAUAUAUUCCAAAGAUCUCUAUAAGCUAAUGUUAAAGUUGCUUCAAAAGGUCAGUGUCUAUUAGUUGAUUUGAGAUUUUAAAUUGAACUGAGAUUUUAAAUUGAACUGAGAUUUUAAAUCCCAGAUUUUAAAAGGUCGACACUAAUGUCAGCACUUAUGUCUUGUCCAGUCCCCAGACAGUCUCCACUUUGUAUUCUGUAGGAAGAGAAAAAGUUAAUCUGGGUGCAGACUAGAAAUAAUGUAUUUUAGCUAAAUCUACCAUAUCUGUUGAGGCAGUAAUGAAGAAAUUAACAUUUUCUUUCUGAGGUCUAAAAAUGAGAAAGUUGAGAAAGGGAUGUGAGUGGUUAGAGUGUUGGGGAGCUGAGUGGGCUGUGAGGCUCUAUGAUAUGAUAAGAGGCAGUGGGGCCGCCUGCUGGGAGGUGAUAAAUGUCAACAAAAGAGGCGAAGAGCGUCUGCUGACUACUGCUACGGAGCCCCAGGCUAGCCACACAACGCCAGCCACCAACCUGAUAACCAUGGCGACAGGGCCUUAUUGACGCCCACGUGCAACGCUCCCCUCCUGUUGGGAUGACGCAUGGGAUAUCAUAGUGUCUCUCUCUCGCUCUCUGUGUGUGCAGUGGUGCCUGGAGAAGUGGGUAUACUCUAAUUUUGCCAAACAUUUCCCAAACGGCCUGCCCAGCGAAGGAAAGGUGCCCUGCGUGAAGAAUGAUAUGAGAAACAGUGACAUACACUCUGAAUUACCUAAAAUGGUCAAUCCCAUACUGGUCUUUCACAGUCAGGCUAACCCAAGCUGUACUGUGCAAGUAGGCUAAUAGUAGGCCUACCAAACCAUGCUUCUUAACCCAGAAGCCAGCCGCACCACUGUGUUGGAGGAAACAUGUUCAACUGACGACUGAAGUCAGCCUGCAGGCACCCGGCCCGCCACAAGGAGUCGCUAGAGCGCGAUGGGCCAAGUAAAGCACCCCCCGGCCAAACCCUCCGCUAACCCGGACGACACUGGGCCAAUUGUGCACCGCCCUAUGGGACUCCCAGUCACAGCCGGUUGUGACACAGCCUGGGAACGAACCCGGGUCUGUAGACCGCUGCGCUACUCGGGAGGCCGUCUUUCUAAAUUUCGAAUGGAUAGGCUUAUUUCCAUCUCUGUCCAUGAAACUGUUCGCAUUUAGAACAGUGUUUUCCCGCAACUUGCAUUUUGGAAUAUUCGCUCGUAGGCCUACCGCGGUGUGUACAUUGCUGCGCCUAAAAUAUGAAGAAAAAAUAGUUUAUCAACAUUUUAAGCUAAACAUUCUGAUCUGUUCCAUCAGCCUUAUUUAUUGAUACAGCAUAUACCUCAACUACACUACUUUGAUAUGCAUCAUGGGGAUUAAGAAGGAAGUAUACACAAUGCCCACUGAAAAAUAAGUAGGUAUACAGCGUAUACCUGCGUAUACCUGCGUAUACCCUCCACUACAUCACUGUGUGUGUGUGUAGCCUACUGUGUGCGUUAGUCUGUGCUGUGUGUCAUUGUGCAAGAGGUUUUUCAGUUGAGUGGGCAAGAAGAGAUCUCUUAAUGCUCCCUUUGGGGCACAGAGAGCAUCGUCUUGAAUCCAAGUCGCCAUGGCUGACAUGAUGCUCAGGCUGCAGCUGCCUUACUCCCCUGGUCCAUUGAGACUCAUCCACUGCCUUUUCCUCCUCCCGCCGGGUUUUUACACAACUGCCCCUCAUAGUAUCACAUUACAUUACACACAUUAUAUGGCAUCAGUUAAUGGCAUGUUCUUUACUGUCAGCAACAGAUGCACAUAUACAGUAGGGUACGCUACACCCACUCAUUGUACAGGCCUAUGGAUGAGCAGUGUGCUGUGCUGUGCUGUUCUGUACUGUACUAAAAUGGUUCUUCGGCAGUCCCCAUAGGAGAACCAUUUGAAGAACCCUUUUUGGUUCCAGGUAGAACCCUUUUUGGUUCCAGGUAGAACCCUUUUUGGUUCCAUGUAGGACCCUUUCCACGGAGGGUUCUACAUGGAACCCAAAAGGGUUCUCCCUGGAACCAAAAAGGGUUAUCCUUUGGGGACAGCCGAAAAACCCUUUUUUAUAAGAGUGUACUAUGCUGUUCUGUGUUGUGCAGUGUAGUGCUGUGCUGUGUAGUUCUAUGCUGUGUAGUGCUGUGCUUGGGCUAACCUGCUCUCUAUUCUUCCUGCUAUCCAUAGACCAUCAUGGUGGGAGACAGCGGUGUGGGGAAGACCUCUCUGCUGGUCCAGUACGACCAAGGCAAGUUCAUACCCGGCUCCUUCUCUGCCACUGUGGGCAUCGGCUUCACGGUGAGUCUCUGCAUUAUUGUCUGCCAUGAGCCAUAGGGGACAAGUGACCAUGAAGGGACCAGGCCACUUUGCUACUGGGAUUGAUGGGACAACAAGUGUCUUCUCUUCCAGGGUCCCUAAAUGCUGUUGUCUGAGGAGCCAAUCCUCUUCCUCUUUCUGCAAUCAUAAUGAUCUUUAGCACACAGUUGGGUGUUAGUAGAAAGCAGGGGGAUGAUUACAGUUAAUGAUGCCAUUGCUAUGAUCGAAUCACUGGAAACAAAACCCCUGUCUAAUGAAUGCAGCAGUCGGUCUGUUCCCUGCUGGAUAGCUGUGUUUCACAGAUGUAUCACUCACUGUUGUGAAUGUGAACUGGAGUGAUUGAUUGUGUGCAUAUACAGUCUACAUUAUCACUGUAGCGAUGUAUGGUGGGCUUCCAUUCACAGAGAGAAAGAAAGAAAGAAAGAAAGAAAGAAAGAAAGAAAGAAAGAAAGAAAGAAAGAAAGAAAGAAAGAAAGAAAGAAAGAAAGAAAGAAAGAAAGAAAGAAAGAAAGAAAGAAAGAAAGAAAUGGACUGUAAAAGAUAUAAAGCUCAGGGUGAUGCUAUUUUCAGAAAUAGACCUGAAUGUUUUGUGCUGUGACAGACAGUGAUGACGAAGGCUUUGCUUGUCUGAAGGCAUAUAAGCCACACAAAAGCAAUGCAGAAAAGGACACAAAAAGCUGCUUGCCUUGGAGAUACGAAAAAUGCUUUGUCAUACAGUAAAACUUUGUGACCCAAAUGCAGUGAGUAUAAAAAGGUUUGGUUGCACUUGCAGCAACCUUUGUUGGACUAGGUGGAUAGAAGAUUAACCAAGGUCGGUCUGUCUUUCUGUCUGUUUGUCUGUCUGAAUGCACAACUGCCUGUAAUGUGAAGUGAUAGAGAUAGAGAGAGAGAGAUACACCCACAAACCUUUCUCUUUCUCUUCUCUUUCUCUCGUCUCUCUCUCUCUUUUGAACACUGGGGGGAGACAAACUCUUAUUCAAAGAUUCAGCUGGUAUCCACAUGAUCAUACAUGGCUUGGCAAUUAGGAGACCAUUUUUGACAUUAUGUCAUGUCAAUUAAGGGAAAGAAAAUCAGAUUCUCAUAUGAACACUGUCUAUUUAUUGUGUAUUUUCUCAAGGCUACAUACAUCCUUUGAAAAGUAGACAUUGGUGAGGAAAGACCACCUACCUGACAUGUUGUGGAUUAAAUUGUUGGUAUUUUUCAGAACGCUGAAAUCACUGGAAUAGCAUUAAUUUAGGAUUGAAACUGAAAAGUGUAUUUUUCAUUGGCAACACGUUGACAGCCGUUGACAUUUUUCUUUUUCUUUUUCUUUUUUAUCUUUCGUUCAUGAACUCCUCCUCUUUCAUGAUCAACGAGUUCAGUACCACCUGUGACUAAUAACUCGUGCCAUCACUGCCUGGUUCGUCCGUGGCUCGGUUGAAGACCUGGUUGUUUUCAUUUAUGAAAAUGACAAAAAACUGACUAAUUUCAUAGGCAUAAAUAACAUUAUCUAAAACUGCCUCAUUUCAUAGGCCUAAAUAACAUUAUCUUCAUUGUACAAAUGACAAUAGCAACGUCGUUUCAUCUGCCUACGAGUAAAGAAGGAUGCGGAUCCGUUCUAACGUUCUGCAUAACUGAGAAAUGUUUCCGCAUAUUGAUCAUAUUUUCUCCACGAAUGUAGCCGCGUCCUCAAGAGAAGCCCACUUUAAGUUUUAACCACGACUUUAUGAUUGGCAUUAGUUGAUUCAGCAUCAAGAAAUUGUCCUUAGAAAGCGGUGGGUGGUUUUGGACAACGCCAAAUGACUGCUGAUGGACUCAUUGCUUGUGUUAACUGGGUUGAGUCACUGGCAUCUCGGGAGGAACAUCGCACGGCGCGCUGACAGACCUUGGUGAUACUGUGGUGAUAGUCAUUGCGAUGUCCACAAAGAAGGCAUCGUUGAAGGAUAAAGAGACUAAAAACGGAACAUCAAAGUAUGUGUUGGAGAGAUGCGCCUCGGUUAACGAGUAUUUUGAUAUUGCCUUCAAGGUCUGUAUUAGGCUAUUCUUGUUGUUAGGCUAUAUAUUAUUAGGCUAUGUUUAUUAUGUGCUUAUAACAGUAUUAUGCUUAUGAUCAUGUUAGGAAGCUGCCUGCUGGUAUUAAUAUUGACUGUAGCCUAAUUGAGAAGCUUCACUGGUGGUACAUGUCUCCUUCUCUCAAACAAAUGUAGGAAAAUCUAUUCAAAUACAGUAGCCUGUCUACUCUGCACACCAGUACACUCUUAGAAAAAAGGGUUCCAAAAGGGUUCUUUGGCAGUCCCCAUAGGAGAACCCCCUUUGGUUCCAGGUUAAACCCUUUUUGGUUCCAUGUAGAACCAUUUUGGGUUCCAUGUAGAACCCUCUGUGGAAAAGGUUCUACAUGGAACCUAAAACUGGUCUACUUGGAACCAAAAGGGUUCUACCUGGAACCAACAAGGGUUCUUCAUAGGGUUCUCCAAACGGGACAGCCAAAGAACCCUUUUAGGUUCAAGAUAGCACCUUUUUUCCCUAAGAGUGUAGCCCUUGCUAUUGUGAAGUUUCCCCUAAUGUAGUUCAAGUCUUCACACUGAGCAUAAUAUACCACUAUGGAAUAAGAACAGCUGUUAUCAGUGUGGCUAGUUUCUAUUCUGUUUACAUUACUCUUAAUUACCACACCACUAUCAAUUAUGUGCCUUGCCACACACCAGUGCACACCAAUUUCACACCUCCCUUAUGGAUAGUGUAGCCUAUGUGACACAGGUUUAUUUGAUAUGAAUCUCGCUAUUCAGUCCUCCCAUUCUUAGUGAUAUCUAAAUAUUUGCUCAAGGAAGAAUGUAGCACUUGGUAAAACAGGUUUAACUGCAUACCAGGUAAUAGUACAUUUCUCUCCAAAUCUUAGAGGGAAAAAUUCAUGUUAUAAUAAGUGUGCAUAAAUCAUGUAUUUAUAUCAUAAUUACACAAUAAUUGUAUUUAAAGUGUAAUUACAGUAAAGGUGCAUAUUGUUACAUAGUACUUUUAAUAAUGAGUGUUUUGGGAUUGAUCAGAAUCAGGAGAGUGUGGUUAAUGGACUAUAUCAAGCAGAAGUACAACAGGUCAUUCACAUAGUCAAGUAGUUCCACAUCAGUCCCAUGAUGGUUUGUGCAUACAUAUCUCAUACAUAUCUACUCUAAGCCGAUUAACUGCAGAACACUACUCAUGUUGAAAUAUUAAUGAUCUAAUUAAUAAGGGGAGACCACACAUCAACCAUGUAAUUUAGUCUACAACCUUAUAAAGAUGAAAUCAACAGACGGAUAAAAUAUCCAAACUCAAUUAGACGCCCAAUAAAUAACCAGGAAGUUCAGAUGAGGGUAAAACAACAACAAGAACAUUUAGCAAUAGGAUCAUGAGUCAGUGCUUUGACACUUAACACUAGUCAUCAUGAUGUUGUGAAAUUCUAGUUUGAUCAGUUUCACCUCUCAUGGAUGCACAGCAUCAUGAAAUAAUCAACAGAUUACUCUCAGAAUGACAUUUGCAUAUGAACCAAUUGAAAUAUAUGAUUAAUCUCUUAAGACCAAACAUUGUUCAGUGAAAGCUUGUUUGGUGUGAUUACCAUUCUUCUGGUCAUGUGAGGGUUGAUGUCAGUGUGUUGGGCCCAGGUAUGACCCUUAACCCCUCUCUCUGACCUCUGGCCAUGACGCCUCUCUAGGUGAUGCUGCUGGGAGACUCUGCGGUGGGGAAGACAUGUGUGCUGGUGCGCUUUAAAGACGGGGCCUUUUUGGGAGGCAACUUCAUAGCCACCGUGGGAAUAGACUUUAGGGUGAGAGAGACGUCAGUGGACUCAGAGAGUGGGGUCACCUCAUGGUUGGAAGGUUCUUUGUGUCUAUACAUUCAUAAUGUGUACAUAAUGUAUACAUUAUGUCUGCUGUUUUUCUCUGUUUUUUCUCAUUUCUAAAUGGUCUAUUUACAAGAUAAACCCUAGAAUGUUGAUGUUGAAGAAUCCAUACAUAAAAUAUUUCCCCAUCCUAUUUCAGUUAAAUCUGUAAAUCCGAUAACUAGUUUAAAGUGUUUUCAUGCAGUGAUGAUAGCUCAAAUGUGCAAACCCUCUCACAAGUCAAUCAAGUCCAUAGAGCACUUCUGCUACUGUGCCACAUAUGGCUCCAUAAACGGCUAUAGGGAUGCCAGCCCACAUCCCUAUCUCCCAGAAGGAUUGUUUUCAGCCAGGAGGAGCUGUACUACAGACAGACAGAUAGGCUGCUACAAGCAGCUCUCAUGUCAUUGGUGGGGGCCAGAUUUCCAUAGCUACCAACCAGCUGCUGGAGAGACAGAGAGAGAAAGUGAGUGAGAGAGAUGGAGAAAGAGAGAGAAUGUGGACAGAAAGAAAGACUCUUGCACCAGUGGAUUUGGACCCGCUCACCCUCCAAAGAAAACACUCUAACUAAUGACUGGUAAAAUGGCGGUUUUGGAGGAAAUUGUGUUGCAUUAAGGCAGAGUACUGUGUUACCACUCUGUGGUGAUGGUGUAGACAUUAGGACUGCCUGGGAUGAGAGUCCAACAUGGAUGGGGAUGUGUGGAGCAUUUAUGUAGCCAAAUGGAGAUUGUUAUUUUCUCCAUGCUUGUGCAACAGGUAAUAACUAUUCAUGAGAUUCAUAAAUAAGUGCAUUAUAACAAUGAGCUGUGUGUAGUGACCACCCACGGCUGCUUGCAUUGCAUCUGUAUGGAACAGAAGAUUAUAAGGAGAGAUGAUUUUGAGACUGAUAAUGGAUCAGUCAAUAUGUUCCUUGCUGAGCCUCCAGCUGUAUACAGUGGGGGAAAAAAGUAUUUAGUCAGCCACCAAUUGUGCAAGUUCUCCCACUUAAAAAGAUGAGAGAGGCCUGUAAUUUUCAUCAUAGGUACACGUCAACUAUGACAGACAAAAUGAGGAAAAAAAAUCCAGAAAAUCACAUUGUAGGAUUUUUAAUGAAUUUAUUAGCAAAUUAUGGUGGAAAAUAAGUAUUUGGUCAAUAACAGAAGUUUCUCAAUACUUUGUUAUAUACCCUUUGUUGGCAAUGACACAGGUCAAACGUUUUCUGUAAGUCUUCACAAGGUUUUCACACACUGUUGCUGGUAUUUUGGCCCAUUCCUCCAUGCAGAUCUCCUCUAGAGCAGUGAUGUUUUGGGGCUGUCGCUGGGCAACACGGACUUUCAACUCCCUCCAAAGAUUUUCUAUGGGGUUGAGAUCUGGAGACUGGCUAGGCCACUCCAGGACCUUGACAUGCUUCUUACGAAGCCACUCCUUCAUUGCCCGGGCGGUGUGUUUGGGAUCAUUGUCAUGCUGAAAGACCCAGCCACGUUUCAUCUUCAAUGCCCUUGCUGAUGGAAGGAGGUUUUCACUCAAAAUCUCACGAUACAUGGCCCCAUUCAUUCUUUCCUUUACACGGAUCAGUCGUCCUGGUCCCUUUGAAGAAAAACAGCCCCAAAGCAUGAUGUUUCCACCCCCAUGCUUCACAGUAGGUAUGGUGUUCUUUGGAUACAACUCAGCAUUCUUUGUCCUCCAAACACGACGAGUUGAGUUUUUACCAAAAAGUUCUAUUUUGGGUUCAUCUGACCAUAUGACAUUCUCCCAAUCCUCUUCUGGAUCAUCCAAAUGCACUCUAGCAAACUUCAGACGGGCCUGGACAUGUACUGGCUUAAGCAGGGGGACACGUCUUGCACUGCAGGAUUUGAGUCCCUGGUGGCGUAGUGUGUUACUGAUGGUAGGCUUUGUUACUUUAGUCCCAGCUCUCUGCAGGUCAUUCACUAGGUCCCCCCGUGUGGUUCUGGGAUUUUUGCUCACCGUUCUUGUGAUCAUUUUGACCCCACGGGGUGAGAUCUUGCGUGGAGCCCCAGAUCGAGGGAGAUUAUCAGUGGUCUUGUAUGUCUUCCAUUUCCUAAUAAUUGCUCCCACAGUUGAUUUCUUCAAAUCAAGCUGCUUACCUAUUGCAGAUUCAGUCUUCCCAGCCUGGUGCAGGUCUACAAUUUUGUUUCUGGUGUCCUUUGACAGCUCUUUGUCUUGGCCAUAGUGGAGUUUGGAGUGUGACUGUUUGAGGUUGUGGACAGGUGUCUUUUAUACUGAUAACAAGUUCAAACAGGUGCCAUUAAUACAGGUAACGAGUGGAGGACAGAGGAGUCAAUACCCUGUGUGGAUGGGAAGACUGCUGUGACUAGCUCUAACGUGGCAGGGCUAUUUUGGGCCUGCUUCCUUGUAGCAGUUACUCAGCAUGCAGGCGUGUCAACGUGGAGCCGUGUGUGGCCAAUCUGCAUAAUAAUUGGAGGGAAAAACUGAAACCCAUGGCAACUAAUGCAGGGGUUAGACCAUGUCCGUUCUGCCAAGGUGGAAGUCUCAAUGGGUGGUGACUCCGUUGAGAGGGACCAUUUUAGAAGAUUGGACUCACUUCAGAGAGAGUGUGUGUCUGUCACAGUGUGUUCACAGGAAAUGCAGGGGCUGACUGCGACCGGUUACUGAUAGUGGAGAUAUGAGGCUAGCUAAGAGGAAGUGAUAUGUACCAGUUGUGCCAUUCACUUCCUUCAUUUCAACAUCGUUGCUUGUGUCAUGUUUUCACUCAGUGAGUUUCCCCCUGCUUUCCCAUGAAAUACAAACGGGAAGUUUAAAAAGCCAGGGUGAGGUAAACUGGUUCAGUUACCUGGAUAAUAAUGGCACCUACACAACAGACUGACCUUACAACAAGCUGUUAUUGGUUGACCUCUAGAAUGUGUGUCAUUGAGUUUGUUUGUGAGUGUGUGUGUGUAUAGGUGUAUGUACGUAUGUAUUUGGGACUUAGUUUAGAAGGGACACAUCAAUUCCCAUGACUUGGAAGCAUCUUAUUGCUUCUCAAUCUUCCAUAUUCUUUCUAUACUCCCUCGAAGAGCAUUUUUCACAGGGUAUGUUUUUCAGUAAUCCAUAUUUGUAGCUAAUGUUCUUUUUUUCACUCAUGACUAUUUUAGAAUCCUGCCUAAACAGGAAAUCACAGGGCGUCCCUGACAGCCACAGGAAAUUAACGGGGGAGUGGGUUGUUAUUUUGCCAGUCUUCUUUUUUUGUGCAAUUAAGUCUAAUCCGAGAACCUUGCUGUAGUGUGGGUGUAGCAAUUUGCUUUCUCUGCUGGCCUCUGAAGCUCCUCUUAGUUUUCAUGUUGUCUAUAUGAGUCUAUACAGCAUGCUGUGCCAUUUCCGAUCUAAUGUUUGUUUGUUCUUUGGAAUAUUCUUGCUUUCUGAAGCUUCUUAAUAUUUAAAUGCCUAUGGUGUGUUUUGUCUGAGUCUGUCUCUCUUAUGGAAAAAGACCCCCACAGACAGUCCUGUGGUUAACUGUUUCCUCUCCUCCUCAGAAUAAGGUUGUGACGGUGGACAGAGUAAAGGUCAAACUCCAGGUGAGAGAGCAGGGACCUCUACACCCCACAUUGAUGCCACUAUUCCUGUGAUCCUACCAGUCUAAUUCAAUAAACCACAAUCAGUAUCAUAAUAUUACACAGCGGGCAGUGGCGUAUGUGGUCAACAUGGAAGUUUCCCUAUGUAAACACAGCGUAUCUUUUAAAAAUACAUAGUUAUCAUCAUAUCCUGUUCUUUUGACAAUGCUGGGUGGGAAGUGCCAAACAUUGGGCUGUGAGCAAGCCACGUGACUAUUCCAAUGUAUUUCACUGUAAAAUAUAUUGAUAAUUCAUUUAACGUAUUGCCCAUUAUGACUUGCAUACCAUUGCAUGCUCAUUGGUUGCUUCUGGUUGGGAUAUUAUCCAGUUUUCCAGGUUUAUUACAUUGUUAAAAUUAGUUUGUUUCACUUCUUUCUCUCAGAUCUGGGAUACUGCAGGACAGGAGAGAUUCCGCAGUGUCACACACGCCUACUACAGAGACGCACAGGGUAACCGCUGCUCUAUUCAAACACUUCCUGGUUGUGUGUGUGUGUGUGUGUGUGUGUGUUGUAGAAUGCUAAGAACAUGUGGCUGUGUGUGACACUGCCUUUCUCUCCUCAGCCCUCCUCCUGCUCUAUGACAUCACCAGCAAGUCGUCCUUUGACAACAUCAGGGUGAGAAACCUAUCAUGUGACUCUUCACUCCUCCUCCUUAUCUCCUCACGUCUUCUCAUAAACCCCCUUUUAGAUGAAGAACCCUGAAUUCCUUUUACAUGCCAAGUAAUAUAUGGCCUUCAAAAACUUUUUAAAUGGCUUCUUGGAAAUGUCGUGAUAUUAUCAGCGUUGGUUGUGGAGGCCACUUCAGUAAUGUAAUGUGAAGGUUUGGGGAUAAGAGGAAGUGCAGCUCAGAAUGGCAGAAUGGAGAAUAGUAAUCAUAUUCAAAGCAGCAGAGCAGAGAAAUUGAUUCUGUUUUUGUAGAGGAUCUCCUUCAGCACUGGCAUUUUUACAGACUCCUUUUUACAAAUCUCCUUUUUAAUCUCUCUCUCUCUCUCUCCAAAUCCCCACCCCCCCCCCCCCCCCAUAGGCCUGGCUGACUGAAAUUCAUGAGUAUACUCAGAAGGAUGUGGUCAUCAUGUUGCUCGGCAACAAGGUGUGCGCUAAACAUCCUUUUAGUUGUGUAGUGCAUCAAGAGAAGUCGUCAUACCAAAAGUAACAAUAAGAACACAACACACACACAGAAACAUAUUUGUCUCUGCUAUUGACUUUGUAGCCUCAGAGUUUAUAUUGAAGCUGAAUUAGAACGUUACCAGUCCUCCGAAGUGAAUACAUGUGUUGUGAUAAUUAAAAUAGAACUGGUGGCAUCUCCAGUUCAACAGCACCCAUAGAUCAUGUGCCCCCUCUGGUGGUGCUACUACAGAGACACUGGGUCAUUGCUGUCACGUUCCACCAGACAUAAUUUAUUCCCAGAGCUGGGGAGAGCAGCAGGACAGGGAAUAUUUCUCUCUCUGAGCAAUGUUUGGCCUGUGGUCAGACACUCAGAGGCAGCCUGGAGACUGCCCUGGGAACUGCUGUGGCUUGUGUGGGCUGAUGUAGUGGGUCCCCUGUAGCUCAGUUGGUAGAGCAUGGCGCUUGCAACGCCAGGGUUGUGGGUUCGUUUCCCAUGGGGGGCCAGUAUGAAAAAUGUAUGCACUCACUAAGUCGCUCUGGAUAAGAGCGUCUGCUAAAUGACUAAAAUGUACAGUGAGGGAAAAAAGUAUUUGAUCCCCUGCUGAUUUUGUACGUUUGCCCACUGACAAAGAAAUGAUCAGUCUAUAAUUUUAAUGGUAGGUUUAUUUGAACAGUGAGAGACAGAAAAACAACAACAAAAUCCAGAAAAAUGCAUGUCAAAAAUGUUAUAAAUUGAUUUGCAUUUUAAUUAGGGAAAUAAGUAUUUGACCCCCUCUCAAUCCGAAAGAUUUCUGGCUCCCAGGUGUCUUUUAUACAGGUAACGAGCUGAGAUUAGGAGCACACUCUUAAAGGGAGUGCUCCUGAUCUCAGCUUGUUACCUGUAUAAAAGACACCUGUCCACAGAAGCAAUCAAUCAAUCAGAUUCCAAACUCUCCACCAUGGCCAAGACCAAACAGCUUUCCAAGGAUGUCAGGGACAAGAUUGUAGACCUACACAAGGCUGGAAUGGGCUACAAGACCAUCGCCAAGCAGCUUGGUGAGAAGGUGACAACAGUUGGUGCGAUUAUUCGCAAAUGGAAGAAACACAAAAUAACUGUCAAUCUCCCUCGGCCUGGGGCUCCAUGCAAGAUCUCACCUCGUGGAGUUGCAAUGAUCAUGAGAACGGUGAGGAAUCAGCCCAGAACUACACGGGAAGAUCUUGUCAAUGAUCUCAAGGCAGCUGGGACCAUAGUCACCAAGAAAACAAUUGGUAACACACUACGCCGUGAAGGACUGAAAUCCUGCAGCGCCAGCAAGGUCCCCCUGCUCAAGAAAGCACAUAUACAGGCCCGUCUGAAGUUUGCCAAUGAACAUCUGAAUGAUUCAGAGGAGAACUGGGUGAAAGUGUUGUGGUCAGAUGAGACCAAAAUCGAGCUCUUUGGCAUCAACUCAACUCGCCGUGGUUGGAGGAGGAGGAAUGCUGCCUAUGACCCCAAGAACACCAUCCCCACCGUCAAACAUUGAGGUGGAAACAUUAUGCUUUGAGGGUGUUUUUCUGCUAAGGGGACAGGACAACUUCACUGCAUCAAAGGGACGAUGGACGGCGCCAUGUACCAUCAAAUCUUGGGUGAGAUCCUCCUUCCCUCAGCCAGGGCAUUGAAAAUGGGUCGUGGAUGGGUAUUCCAGCAUGACAAUGACCCAAAACACACGGCCAAGGCAACAAAGGAGUGGCUCAAGAAGAAGCACAUUAAGGUCCUGGAGUGGCCUAGCCAGUCUCCAGACCUUAAUCCCAUAGAAAAUCUGUGGAGGGAGCUGAAGGUUCGAGUUGCCAAACGUCAGGCUCGAAACCUUAAUGACUUGGAGAAGAUCUGCAAAGAGGAGUGGGACAAAAUCCCUCCUGAGAUGUGUGCAAACCUGGUGGCCAAUUACAAGAAACGUGAUUGCCAACAAGGGUUUUGCCGCCAAGUACUAAGUCAUGUUUUGCAGAGGGGUCAAAUACUUAUUUCCCUCAUUAAAAUGCAAAUCAAUUUACAACAUUUUUUACAUGCGUUUUUUUUCUGGAUUUUGUUGUUGUUAUUCUGUCUCUCACUGUUCAAAUAAACCUACCAUUAAAAUUAUAGACUGAUCAUGUCUUUGUCAGUGGGCAAACAUACAAAAUCAGCAGGGGAUCAAAUACUUUUUUCCCUCACUGUAAAUGUAAAAUGUAGUGGUGCCUCUCUGGAUCUAAUGGACUAGUUGUAUCCAUGACUCUCCUCUGCUCUGUCCAAACAGACGGACAUGGCCGGAGAGAGGGUCAUCAAGCGUGAGGAGGGAGAGAAGCUGGCCAAGGUAAGAGACAAGGCCCACUUAAAGGGUUUGCUCCACUCUCCUACCGCAAAACACCAAGUAGCCUCUUCAAAAGCAACUGUACAGCACCGUGAAAGGAAAAUAAGCUUGAAGUGUUGAUUUAUAUACUAAAAUUGUGAACUGAUGUUCCCUCAAGUGUUGGAGAGAUUGAUCACUCUGAGUGUUUGGUAUUGAGUUCAUUCAUAUGAUGAAUGUGGUGUACUUGAGUAAUGCCAUUAAAAUCACUGUAUGCAUUUCAGGAAUAUGGAGUCCCUUUCAUGGAGACCAGUGCCAAGACUGGAGUCAAUGUAGAGCUGGCCUUCCUGGCUGUAGCAAAGUAAGUCACGACUCAUGUUAUUUCAAAAUGAAAGUUGCACUGUAUGUGAAAGGGCAAAGACAUAUUGGCCAAUUAUAUUCCUCAUCUCUCCUUCUCUUUUCCCUUAUGUUCUCAAUUUCUCUGCUCUUGCACUGCUCCAUCCCACACACUCUCCUUUAUCUCUCUCUCUCUUUCUUUCUUUCUUUCUUUCUUUCUUUUUUUCUUUUGCCUGCCUGCCUGCCAGGGAGUUGAAGCACAGAGCUGCCCAGCAGCCCAAUGAGCCCAAGUUCCAGAUCCACGACUACAUUGCGUCUGAGAAGCAGAAGUCUGGCUGCUGUGGUGGCUACAUGUAGCUAAAUCUCUCACCAAGUGUUAUACCACACCAGGCCACAGAGUGAGCGAGAGAGAGAGAGAGACACACAUGUCUACAGAGAGAG